AUGGUCAGCGCAACGCCAUCAAUGUCGGCACCAACAACCAAACCACUGCACAAGUAUGGAGCUUUCGAUAUGGAUGAGAACGCGAUUUUCCGUGCUUUCAUAGUGAUAGGCGGAAUUUUCUUGAUAACAGCUAUUUACUGUAUCAUUAAAUGUUGCAGGACCAGAGCAACGCGGAGUCGAGUACGAAAAUAUGACCUCAUGUCGGCUAAGGAUCUACAACGAACGGCACUGGCCGUGGAUUCGGAUUCUGAAGAUGACCUUUUCGAACCGUCUUCUUCAGAUCGUCAAAAAUUGGAUGAAGCGGAACUCCCAGAAAUGUUUGAGCUUCCAUUUCCAAACUAA
Molecule: messenger RNA, 342 nt
Organism: Necator americanus (New World hookworm)
Lineage: Eukaryota; Metazoa; Nematoda; Chromadorea; Rhabditida; Ancylostomatidae
Exons: 3
Coding region: 1-342 (113 amino acids)
Source: RefSeq, a predicted model, not a curated record